Molecule: messenger RNA, 4190 nt
Organism: Protopterus annectens (West African lungfish)
Lineage: Eukaryota; Metazoa; Chordata; Ceratodontiformes; Protopteridae
Gene: ZNF217
Product: zinc finger protein 217
Exons: 5
Coding region: 412-3810 (1132 amino acids)
Biological process (GO): regulation of DNA-templated transcription
Cellular component (GO): nucleus
Molecular function (GO): RNA polymerase II cis-regulatory region sequence-specific DNA binding; DNA-binding transcription factor activity, RNA polymerase II-specific
Source: RefSeq, a predicted model, not a curated record
AUGCAGAUGGAGAAGUUAUGUUCCUGAUAUUUGGCCUUGGAUCACGUAUUACUGAAGACUGUGUGAAGCAAGUAGUUCCAGCACUUUUUCAUUGAUUACUUCAGAUUGCUAGCGAGAUACAUGUUGAAAAAGAAACACAAAGUAAUAUUUAGAAACUGUUUACAGAGAAUGCAUGCAUUUUUGGGUCCAUACUGCUGUAGCAAAGAAUUGAUGGAAAGGUACAGAAAUAUUUUACAGGAAUAUAGCAAUAGUGUUGGUAUGUAAUGAAGGUUUAGUCAUUAACACUGGAAUAGCCUUCACAUCUUGAAUUCAUACAGCUUAAAAAAAAAGCCAUACAGGCUUCUUUGAAAUCCUUUUAGAAGGCUCUAGAAUAUUUUAUUGCAAGAGUCCUGCAGAUUCAGGAGAGGUACAAUGCCAACACAGCCCUUACUGGCAUAUAUGGAGAGCCCUGAUGGUGCUGCAGCUAGCACUGGAUGUCCAGCAGAAAGUGUUGGGGUGCCUGCACCUCUUGUGGGAACCACUACAAUGUCGUAUAAAAGCUGCAAUGAGAAAAUUAUAAUACAUGCAGAGGAACGUUUACCUUUGGAAUGCAUGUUUUGUGAUGCUUGGUUUAAGCACCAGGAAGAACUUAGUAGACAUGUUGUAAGCCAGCACCGGCCAACUGUAUGUGAACCAGCAGUUCUGUGUAUUGAUGCAGAAUUCCUUAGUCCCACUGACAAAAAACGAAUUCAGGCAGACUCUCCACCACCAUCUGUUAACAGGGACAUUGAGGAUGAAAAAUUUAACUGUGAAGUUUGUGGAGAUUUCUUCACUGAAGCCUUAGAUCUUGAAGCUCACAUGAAAAUGCACAAAGAUUCAUUUACUUACUGGUGUAAGUUAUGUGGAAGAAGGUUUAAAGAGCCUUGGUUUCUCAAAAACCAUAUGAGAACACACAGUGGGAAGACUAAACAGAAGUGUCAACAAGAAUGCGAAAGCCCUGUAACCAUUAAUAAUGUUGCACAGGAGCACUUUACCAGCAGCGUUUCUUCUCCAUACAAAAUGUGCAUGGACUGCGGUUUUGUGUUUGUAAACAAGGAAACUCUGAUGGAACACAGAAAGGUCCACAGCAGAAAGUUGUUUGUUGAAGAAAAGGCACCGGAUGACCAUUUGAAUCCUAGCAAAUCUUUGUCACAGGUAGAGUUUUUUUCCCAUCUUGGCUUAAAACCAUACUGUACAAAAGAUACAGAGAAAAUGGAGAGUUCUGCAAAGUGGAUAGCCGAGCUUGAUCCUCUUAACACUUACCAAGCAUGGCAGCUGGCUACUAGAGGCAAAGUUGCAGUUUGCCCAGGGCAAGCUAAAGAAUCUACACAUGAGGGCAAUACCGAUACAGAAGACUUGUCUUCUGAGGAACUUAAUGAAGUUUGGACUGCAGUAAAAGAUAGUCAUGUGUUUGGUAAUGCUGAAGUCUGUGGGGUGAAAGCAGAAACUAUUAAAAAUGGACUUUCUCUUGACCUGUCACACGAAGGUCCAAAGAAAGACCAGUCUAAGCAUUCCAGUGGAGACUGUGCAGAUGGUGAAAGUGACCCUAGGUUGCCUCAGAACAGAGAGAAACCAACACACUGUUCAGAGUGUGACAAAGCCUUCAGAACAUACCAUCAGUUGGUACUUCAUUCUAGAAUUCACAGGAAGGACAGAAAAAGCAGUACUGCGAGUCCCACGCUUUCAUCCGAUGGUAGACUGACCAGUGCAAAUUUGCCAGACACAACUGCUACCACAGAAGAGAAUGCAGUAGCUGAUAGGGGUGAAGUAUGUUCAGAAGAUGGAUCAGAAGAUGGCCUUCCUGGAGAGGCUAAUUAUGCAGAUAAAUGUGAAGAUGGUUUUGACAGAGGAAAACGAAGUUAUGGCUCUUCCAAAGAGUGUACCUACUGUGGGAAGUGUUUCCGCUCAAAUUAUUACCUUAAUAUUCAUCUAAGAACUCACACAGGUGAAAAGCCAUACAAGUGCGAAUUCUGUGAUUACUCAGCAGCGCAGAAAACAUCUUUGAAGUAUCAUGUGGAGAGACACCAUAGAGAUCGGGCAGUUGAGGCAGUUGCAGUGGUGAAUCCUGAACCUGAAGUGAAAUCUCUAGCCCAUGAAAAUGAAUUGGCUUUUACCACUGACAAGGCUCAUGAAACUGUAAACACGAGGCUUACUGAAGGCGAUUCCCAAGAUAUCGACACAAAUGUGCCUUUGAGUUUGCAGAAACCAUGCCUAGCUUCUGAAGAGAUGUGCGAGAGUGAAGGACCCCUUUGCAUAAAGGAAGAGAUGAAAGGUUGUUGUAGUGAUCCUGGACUUAGUAGCUCACAUCCGUCAGUCAAACAGGAGAUAACAGAGUUAGAAAAGCCAAAUGUCAAGGAAUCUAAGCUGAGUAUCCCUGAUACUGAACUGGAGCCAUUUGCUAUUCAGGGCUUUGAAGGAAUUGCAGAUACUGAAGUUCAUGAUGGUGCAUUCACUCCAUAUAGUGCCAAGAAUAGGAAGGAAGAAGCAGAUCCUGUGACAAAGCCCCUGAAUUUGUCCAGGUGUGUGUCUCGGGAUAUAGUAGCAGACAUAAUCUGUAAAAGCUCCUUAAUACCUGGCAUUUGUGAGUUUUGUACAUAUAAAACUUUGCACCCAGAAGUCCUUGAAAUGCACAAGCGAUUACUUCAUAAGGACAAACUAGAAGGAACUCCCAAGAAUGGGUUUAAAAUUCCAGCUGCAAAUCGUGUCUCGAAUAGAAGACGCACUGGGUGUCCACCUGUUUUAUUAGGCAAGGACGUAGCUCCUUUGACAUGUUACCCAAAUAAAGUUAAACCUGUAACAUUAAAUGCAACUAAAUCUGUCCUACCUGGUACUGCAGGUACACUCCAGCAACAGAGUAAAGUGCCCUUUGCUUCAAGUGCAGACUCUAGAACUUCUGUUUCAGGCAGUGCACAGAAGUGUCAAAAAGUUCAGCCUGUUCCUGGCACUAUCAUGGAGAACAGCAGAAAGCACUGGGUUGAACCAGGACCCCCUGUGGUUAACAGCAGAAAGAACCAUGUAGCUGUAGUAACAUCAGUGCCUGACAACAGAAGAAACUAUAUGGACAUGGCAGCAUGCAUUGAUAAUAGAGGGAACAGUGUAGAUGGAGUAACAUCUGUGGAUACCAGUAGGAGGUGCCAGUUGGAAAUGGCUGCAAAACGAGGCUUACCUCAGUUACUGCAGAGAAUACAUACAGAUGGCAGCCAUGUGAAAAGAAACAGUGUGCCAUCUCCUCAGCCAUUUUUGGCGAAUGGGGAUCGUGUUGGUUAUGCAGAACAAGGAUAUAAUGGUGCAGGUGCUUUAUUUGGUGACCCAUCAAGAAACUGUAUCCUAGGCAAAACAGGAAGUCGUGCUUUUGAAUACAGUGGUCCCCCCACCAAAAGAACAAAGCCAGAGUUGUUGGUACUUGAUCAGCUAAGUUCAGCUUCUGAGAUUGGUAGUUGCAGAAGAGAGAUGGACUUUGACAAAACAAAUAUUCCAUGUAGAAAUCCAAAGCUACCUCAAGAAACACUGUCAACCAAGCCAGAAACGUCUGCACUACCAACCAGGCAAAUGCAUGUAACCUCAAAUGGGACCAGCCCCCACUGGAAUGUACUGAAUAUAUUAAAGAACUAUAAUCCACAUAACCUUCCAUUAGUGUACGGUACUGGGGUACCCAGGAGCACCGCUGGAUCAAAUGCCAUUACAGAAGGAAAGAGGCCUAUUUCUUAUCCUUACCCAAACCUGCUACAGAUGAGGACCUGUCAGAGCCAGGUUGCUAGCGCACAGUGCAGCUCUGCUCAGAAGAAAACAUGAGUUUGUUUUUGUUUUUUUAAAAAAGAUUUGUUUAAAGAUAAAGAUGUUCUGCUGGAGGGCUGUGACAGACUUUUUCCUCUGGGCGUGGGAGUUGCCGAUCAUAUGGAACAGAGCCUGUGAACAAGACUGUGUAUAACAGGCUGAUGAAACACUACUGGUUUAUGUUGGGCAAUCGGUUCACCUUUAUAUAAAAUGGCAGUACAGUUGUAUUCAGAGUAUUGGUUAUUUAAAUUAAAUUUGGGCGUUAACUAUUUUUGACUGUAGCUUCCAUGUGUCUUGUUUCCAGGAAAUAUGUUGGAUGUAAUUCUGGUUAAGGUGGUGAUACAGUCCCAACUGUAAUUAAAUAAAUGAUGUGUUUUUUUUUUUCCCCUUUCUUUAUA